Molecule: messenger RNA, 1159 nt
Organism: Zea mays
Lineage: Eukaryota; Viridiplantae; Streptophyta; Magnoliopsida; Poales; Poaceae
Biological process (GO): carbohydrate transport
Cellular component (GO): membrane
Molecular function (GO): sugar transmembrane transporter activity
Source: RefSeq, marked validated
AGGGACUCGCGGUUCGUGGCGGCCCUGGCCAGAGUCUGCGCCCGCUCCUGCCCCCGCCCCGGGCCAGGCCACCCUCGCCUCCUCGCGCCUAUAAAGUGCGGGCGUACGGCGUACCCGAUUGCCCCAAGCCGCAACCGCAACCACCUUCCCAAAUCUCAGUAGUCGCCUCUCGUCGUCUUCGUCUAGCCCGGCCCGUUCCAAAACCUCCGUAGCCGCCGCCGCCACCCCGGCGACCGAAGAUGAUCUCCCCGGACGCAGCCCGCAACGUAGUCGGCAUCAUCGGCAAUGUCAUCUCCUUCGGCCUCUUCCUGUCCCCAGUGCUGACGUUCUGGCGGAUCUACAAGGCCAAGGACGUGGAGGAGUUCAAGCCGGACCCUUACCUGGCGACGCUGCUCAACUGCAUGCUCUGGGUGUUCUAUGGCAUCCCCGUCGUCCACCCCAACAGCAUUCUCGUCGUCACCAUCAACGGCAUCGGCCUCGUCAUCGAGGCCGUCUACCUCACUAUCUUCUUCCUCUAUUCCGACAGCCAGAAGCGCAAGAAGGCGUUCGCGAUCCUGGCCGUGGAGAUUCUGUUCAUGGUCGCCGUGGUGCUCGGUGUGAUCCUCGGCGCGCACACUCACGAGAAACGUUCCAUGAUCGUCGGCAUCCUCUGCGUCAUCUUCGGCUCGAUGAUGUACGCCUCACCACUCACUAUCAUGAGUCGAGUGAUCAAGACCAAGAGCGUUGAGUACAUGCCCUUCCUCCUGUCGCUGGUGAGCUUCCUCAACGGCUGCUGCUGGACGGCCUACGCGCUCAUCCGCUUCGACCUCUACGUCACGAUCCCGAACGCCCUGGGCGCAUUCUUCGGCCUCGUCCAGCUGAUCCUCUACUUCUGCUACUACAAGUCGACCCCCAAGAAGGAGAAGAACGUGGAGCUGCCCACCGUCUCCAGCAACGUCGGCGGCGGCAACGUCACCGUCAGCGUUGAGCGAUAGAUGAUGUAGCUGCCGCCGCCCGUCGAGAACGAACUCGACGAGACGUGCUUUACCCACAAGUAGUUUUGGCCUUGUCUAAUUGCUCUUCUCGGAUGAUCGUUUAAGUGAGUGUUAGUUAGUUUUGCCCUGCGUGUGAUGUCAGGAACAAUUAAUAUAUCCAUGUGGCUGUGUUUGCCAUUCUAGAU